Molecule: messenger RNA, 1611 nt
Organism: Zingiber officinale
Lineage: Eukaryota; Viridiplantae; Streptophyta; Magnoliopsida; Zingiberales; Zingiberaceae
Exons: 3
Coding region: 1-1611 (536 amino acids)
Source: RefSeq, a predicted model, not a curated record
AUGGAAGAUAGAUCUCUCAAAGAUUAUGCAGCACCUUAUGCACGUGGCUUGAGAUCUAGCAUCACGAGACCAUCCAUUGAAGCUAAUCACUUUGAAAUAAAGCUUGCGGUUAUAACUAUGGUGAAUCAACAUCAAUUUGGGAAAGGACCCCAUGAAGAUCCGAAUCAGCACCUUAAGGUCUUCUAUGAGAUUUGUGGGACUAAAAAGAUGAAUGGAGUCCUUGCAGAAGCUGUGAAAUUAAUGCUGUUUGAUUUUUCUUUGAGGGAUUGGGUGUCUCUUGAUUUUGCAGUUGGAGGGGCACUUAUGAACAAAAGUCUUGACGAAGCCGAAGAUAUUAUUGAGAGUGUAGCUCAGAACCAUCAUCAAUGGACAAUUGAAAGAUGUGGAGGCUCCUUCUCUGGAAACCCUAUCAAGAGAUCAGGAAAAUUUGAUGUGGAAGCAAUCACUCUUAUGCCUACAAAGUUGGAUGUCUUGACUAAAAAACUCAAGAAUAUGGGUACUGACACAGUUAAUGUAAUCAUAGAAAAGAUACUUGAAGAAAUUCUUAAUGAGCAAAAGGAAAUGAAGAAUGAAUUCAAGCAAAUGAGUCAAAGGAUAGACAAUGUGGAGAAGCAUCAAAAACUCCAAGAUAGUCAAAUUGCUCAGAUAGUCUCAUCUACUACAAGAGCACCGAGCACAUUUCCAAGGAGAACAUAUAUGAAUCCUAUUGAGUAUUGUAAUAGGAUUGAACUAAGUAGUGGACAGACCUUGGGAGAUCCCCAAGUGACUGCUCAAAGUCAUGAAACUCAAAACAAUGGAGAGCUCUCUCCUUCUCUACCAAAUGAUGAAGGCGCUAAAGAAGAGGAGAAGAGUACCGCAAAGGUUGAAGAGUCUUCUUCACCUAUUGUUCAAACACAAGCAGGUCUAUUCCCUCAAAGAUUGACCAACUUGAAAAGAGAUGAAGGGUUUGGCAAAUUCUUGGAGAAAGUUAAAAACUUGUGCAUUGAGGUACCACUCAUUAAUGCACUACAAGAAAUGCCCAAAUUUGCCAAAUUUCUUAAAGAAAUAAUGUCAAGCAAGAGAAGAAAAGGAGGCUAUAAAAUGGUAGCAUUGACAGAGGAGAGUAGCGCUUUGCUACUAGACGAUACACCUCCAAAGCUCCAAGAUCCAGAAAGUUUCUUCAUCCCUUGCAAGAUAGGGACUACUUUGAUUGAAAGAGAUUUUUGUAAUUUGGGAGAAAGUGUUAGCCUCAUGCCUUACUCAAUUUGUAAUAAGUUAGGCCUUAAAGACAUUAAACUCACUACCAUAAUACUUCAACUAGUUGAUCAUUCAUGUAGAUAUCCAAUGGGGAUAAUUGAAGAUGUGCAGAUAAAGGUGAGUGGUAGUUUUGUGCUCACAGAUUUUGUGGUACUUGACGUGGAGAAGGACCCUAAAAUUCAAAUCAUUCUUGGAAGGCCCUUCCUUAAUAUGGACGGAGCUAUGAUUGACAUGAAACACUAUAAGUUGGACUUGGUUAUCAGUGAGGAAAGACUUACUUUCAAUUUAUCUAAGUCUCCUAACCAUGUUGCUUUUCUAUUGAAUGAUUGUAGAACACUUGAAGAGUACCAUACUGAUGAGUGGAUGCAAGAUUAA